AUGGAAGCAGAGAAGAUUUAUACCGUGCAUUCCAUGCUUAAAUUGGUAUACCACCGCAAUAAGAAUCAACAUAAGAAGACCAAAUGGUGGAAGUGGCUGUCAGUAUUAAAGCAUACCACCUGGAACCUCGCGCGAUCUCUUGACUGUAUACAAUCACCUAGCGGAGCGGCAGAAUCUCCUGAUCUACACAUACAGUGCCUUGCGAACCAUGUCCUUCCAAGGUGUUACCUGGCUUUCUCAACAGUUGUGGCCGAUGGGCAAUUUUCUACUCUUGGGGCAGUGUUAUUAGGCACAUUGGCUUGCCUUGCAAAAUCCACAGGAAUUGACAAAGAAAUGAAGUUUGCAGCUCAGACAGAAGCCCGUAGGGCCACUUCACACGCUAGGAUCGAUGGCCCAGAAGAUGUCGGGGAGGUUCUGUCUCGAGAUAACGCUUUGUCAGGUCUGGGGGAAUUUCUAGAGAAGCCUUGCUCAAAGCUAGAAGAAUGCCCGAAGUCCAGCUCGAAGAAAUCGAAGAAGAUUACGGAUUUCGCCGUAAAGCAGAGUAAAAAUAAGAAGAGAAAGAAGAAAAAGGAUGCCAUUGACGACCUUUUCGAUAAUCUCUUGUAA
Messenger RNA from Aspergillus pseudotamarii, 606 nucleotides. RefSeq lists its product as uncharacterized. Gene Ontology annotation, biological process: nuclear-transcribed mRNA catabolic process, RNase MRP-dependent; maturation of 5.8S rRNA from tricistronic rRNA transcript (SSU-rRNA, 5.8S rRNA, LSU-rRNA). Gene Ontology annotation, molecular function: rRNA primary transcript binding. The record is from RefSeq and is a predicted model, not a curated record. Gene Ontology annotation, cellular component: ribonuclease MRP complex. NCBI's taxonomy places the organism in Eukaryota, Fungi, Ascomycota, Eurotiomycetes, Eurotiales, Aspergillaceae. Bases 1 to 606 code for a protein of 201 amino acids. The transcript has 2 exons.